This is a messenger RNA of Cinclus cinclus, 4001 nucleotides long. It is a transcript of the gene MAP1S, whose product is annotated as microtubule associated protein 1S. Gene Ontology annotation, biological process: microtubule cytoskeleton organization; dendrite development; regulation of microtubule depolymerization. NCBI's taxonomy places the organism in Eukaryota, Metazoa, Chordata, Aves, Passeriformes, Cinclidae. Gene Ontology annotation, molecular function: microtubule binding; actin binding. The coding region runs from base 11 to 3964 and encodes 1317 amino acids. Gene Ontology annotation, cellular component: synapse; microtubule; microtubule associated complex. The record is from RefSeq and is a predicted model, not a curated record. The transcript has 7 exons.
GGCGCCGAAGAUGGCGGCGGCUCCGGCGGCUCCGGCCCCUCCGGCCGCGGGGCCGCGCCGCUUCUCGCUGCUCGCCAUCGUGGGCGGCGGCUGCCACCGGCCCGGCCUCAGAGCCGCCGCCCUGCAGCAGCUGGAGCGAGGGAUCCGCUCCUGGGAUAUCGACCUCAGCUCCUGCAACCUGGAUGAGCAGCUGAAGCUCUUCGUGUCCCGACACUCAGCCACCUUCUCCAGCAUUGUGAAAGGUCAAAGGACCCUCCACCACCGCGGGGAUGUGCUGGAAACCCUGGUGCUGCUCAACCCUUCCGACAAAUCUCUUUGCGACGAGCUGCGGAAUCUCAUCACGGAUGUGUCCCAGCACAAGCUGCUGGUGUUUGCGGGGCCCUGCGUGGAGGACACCGGGGAGCUGAUGCUGCAGACAGGCUGCUUCUCCCUGCGGGAUUUCAUCCAGAUCUUCACGGAUAAGGAGGUGGGGGAGAUCCUGAGCUCUGCAGACCCCUCGGUCAAGGCCAGGCUGACCAUCAGCUGCCCUGAUUUUGGGGAGUGGAGGGACUCAGGCUUGGAGCACCACAACCUGCAGGACUUCAUCGAGCUGUGCUACAACCCUGGCUGCGUCCUGCCCGAGAUGGAGGGGCUGGAGGAGUUCAUGGAGUACCUGUCGGAGUCCCUGGAGCCCCAGUCCCCCUUCGACCUCCUGGAGCCCCCCACCAUGGUGGGAUUCCUGAAGCUCUCCAAGCCUUGCUGCUACAUCUUCCCGGGCGGGAGAGGGGACUCGGCUUUCUUCGCCGUCAACGGCUUCAACGUCUUGGUCAACGGCGGCUCCAACCCCAAAUCGUCCUUCUGGAAGUUGGUGAGGCACCUGGACCGCAUCGAUUCCAUCCUGGUGACGCACGUGGGCACGGACAGCCUGCCUGGCAUCAACAGCCUGCUCCAGAGGAAGCUGGCUGAGCUGGAGGAGGAUCCAUCCCAGAGCUCCCAGGGCAACGGCGACUGGGCCAAGAACCUCAUCUCGCCCGAGCUGGGCGUCGUGUUCCUCAACGCCUCCAAGAAGCUGAAGGACAUCGAGGGCGACUCGCGGGUGCUCAAGAGCUGCGACGAGGCCGCGCUGACCCUGCACUACCUGGAGAAGUUGGGAAUCCGGCCCAACCCGCUGGCCCGUGACUGCAGCCCCCGCGCCGAGCCCACCGUGCUCUUCCAGAAGAUGGGAGUGGGCCGGCUGGACAUGUACGUGUUGAACCCCGUGAAGGGCACCAAGGAGCUGGAAUUCCUCCUGCAGCAGUGGUCGGGGAACGGAUUCCCCAAGGAGCAGGAGCUGCCACUGCAGUGCCUGACCUCGGUGUGCGUCCUGCUGGUGUGGCACCCCGUGAGCUGCUCCGAGAAGAUCAUCCGGGUGCUGUUUCCUGGCUGCACGCCCCAGGCUCGCAUCCUAGAAGGGCUGGAGAAGGUGAAGCACCUGGAGUUCCUCAAGCAUCCCGUGGUCACUAAGAACGACCUGAAGGGGACGGCGCAGGCGGAGAAGCCGCUGAAGCAGAGGAGGGUGGAGAGCAAGGAGAGCCUCAAGUCGGGCUCCAAGCUGAGUUUGGUGGAUGCUGCGGCGCUGGUGCCAAAGGAGAAGGCUCCGAAGGUGGAGAGGAAAGAGGUGAAAGCUGGGACCAAGGAGAAGCCAAAAUCCCUGGGGGAUGCGGCCAGAAUGGGAUCAGAAGAGGAGAAAGCCAAGGACGCCCGAGCCAAGCAAGACUCGGUGGCCGAGAAGGCGAAGGCAGACCCGAAGCCGAAGGCGAACAAGGAAAAAGCAGCGCCCAAGAAGGAGACGGUUGCCAGGAAGGAGGAGGAGAAGCCACCAAAGAAGGAGGAGGGAGCCGAGGCCAAGAAGGAGGUGAAGGUGGUGAAGAAGGAGGCAAAGGCCGAGACGCUACGGAAGGACUCGAAGGACAGCAAGACAGAGGCCAAGGCUCCGGCCAAGGCUCCAGCCCGGAAAACGCCGGUCCCGGAGAGCCGCAAACCCCUGGCCAAGGCCGGCAGCAUCAAGAAGGCCCCGCUCAAGAAGGAGCCAGAAAAACCCAAGGCUAAAACCACCCGGAAAGAUCCAGGCACGUCGGAUGGCUCCAAAUCCUCCUCCCCCGAGGAGAUGCUGCCGGAGGCCGAGCGGGAGGGCGGGAGGAGGAGGAAGGAGGAAUCCACGGAUGAAGGCAUCGCCACGGCCGACAGCGAGCUGGAGCCUUCAUCCCUGGAGAACGGGGGGAACCGGUGCCCAGGGGAUCCAUCCUUCCUGGAGAACGGCCUGGAAGAUCCCGAGAGCUCCCAGCGCUUGCGCUACGUGGAGAGCAGCCCCCUACGAGCCGUGUGCCCCCCAUCGCCCAUGGCCAAGACCCCCAAGAGCGACCGCAGCGUCAAUUUCGACCUGACGCCCACCGGGUUGCUCAACCACGGCCCCGAGGGCGCCGAGGAUCCCUGCGGCAGCUCCGAGGAGAAAACCCUGGAGAUGAUGUCCCCGGCUAGCUCGGGACCGGCCAGUGCCGGCCACACGCCCUUCCACCAGUCCCCGGUGGAGGAUGGCGCGGAGGAGCCGGGCACCGGCGCUGCCCGGCAGCAGAACGCGUGGCCGGCGGCCGGAGCGGGCAAGGAGGGCUCCGUGCCGGACAAGCAGGCGGGGUGUCUGUCCCUCAGCCCCUUCAAGGAUGAUGUCCCCGACGUGUCCCCCACCAUCACCACGCCCUCGCUGCCGGCCGAGGUGGGCUCCCCGCAUUCCACCGAGGUGGACGAGUCGCUCUCGGUGUCCUUCGAGCAGGUGCUGCCACCGGUCAGCGAGUCCCCCCCGGAGGACGGGCGGCGAUCCCGAGGCUCCGGGGACGCGCCCGAGCCCGAGGCCACCAAAGGGGGGCUGUCGCUGCCGCUGCGGCCGUGCCACCACCCGCCCUGGGCCGACGGGGACGCGGCGCCGCGGCCCGGCCGCCGCUCGGACUCGCCGCACGACGUGGACCUGUGCCUGGUGUCCCCCUGCGAGUUCGAGCACCCCAAGUCCGAGCGGUCGCCCUCGGCCGCCGCCAGCCCGCGGGAGCUGUCGGACAGUGACCCGUCACAGGAGCUGGCGCCGCCCCGGGGCCGGCCGGGAGAGACCCCCCCCACGUCGGUCAGCGAGUCGCUGCCCACCCUGUCCGACUCCGACGUCCCUCCGGUCACCGAGGACUGCCCGUCCAUCCUGGCCGACGGGCUGGAGUCGGACGAGGACUCGGAGCGACCGCCCCGCGGCGUGGCCAGAGCGUGUGACCCGCUGCCAGCCCCCCUGAAGGACCCGUGUCCCCUCCCUGCCCAGCCUGGAAUCUGCAUGGUGGACCCCGAGGCGCUGCCCCCCGGUCGGAAGGAGCCCCCCGGUACCAGGGUGAAGAGGACCCCGUCCCGCGCGGGCUCGGCGCCCGCCGCCCCCAAAUCCGAGCCCCCUCGUGUCCCCGUCUCGGCCACCAAGGCCAGGCCUCCCGGUGACAAGGCCAGGCCUCCCCUUGGGGACAAGAAGGGCCCGUCCAGCGCGGCCCCCGGCACCGCCCGCGGCGCUGGAGCUCGGCCGGCGGCCGGAACCGGCCGGGCAUCGCCAGCAGGCGCAAGGGCUGCGGCCCCCCAGGGACCCCCUGUGUACGUGGACCUGGCGUAUCUGCCCGGCUCCUGGAGCGCCCGCACGGUGGACGAGGAGUUUUUCCGGCGGAUCCGCUCGUUGUGCUACGUGGUCAGCGGGGAUGACCACCUGAAGGAGGGGGUGCUGCGGCCCCUGCUCGAUGCCCUCCUCACGGGCAAGCACCAGUGGGGCAUCGACAUCCAGGUGACUUUGAUCCCCACCUUCGACUCUCUGGUGAUGCACGAGUGGUACCAGGAGACUCACGAGCGGCAGCAGGAGCUGGGCAUCACCGUGCUGGGCAGCAACAGCACCGUGGCCAUGCAGGAUGAGACCUUCCCUGCCUGCAAGGUGGAGUUCUGAGUGUUUUGGGGGGUGGGGGGGGGGCCACACGUCCCCA